Drosophila mauritiana is the source of this 1647-nucleotide messenger RNA. RefSeq names its product protein yellow. Gene Ontology annotation, cellular component: extracellular region. The transcript has 3 exons. NCBI's taxonomy places the organism in Eukaryota, Metazoa, Arthropoda, Insecta, Diptera, Drosophilidae. The record is from RefSeq and is a predicted model, not a curated record. The coding region runs from base 86 to 1447 and encodes 453 amino acids.
UGACUUUUAGUUUCGUUUCGAGUCUCGACACUGGCGGUUGUGUGCUGCUGUUUUGUUGAUCAUAAGAAGUGAAUUUAUUGGAGCCAUGCUGCGAUUCAGAUUAGGCCUGCUACUUCUGUGGGCGGUUUCUGCCCUGGCGAACGACAAUCUACGCGUAGCCUACGAGUGGCGGGAGAUGGACUUCAAGUACGCCAGUCCGGACCAGAGAUGGUCGGCCAUCGAGCGCGGCGAGUUCAAGCCGGCCAAUGUGAUACCCUUUGGCCUGGAGGUCGCCGGCCACCGACUCUUUGUCACCCUGCCCAGAUGGAGGGACGGAGUGCCAGCCUCGUUGGCCUACCUUGAUCUUAAUGAUACGUCCAGCAAGGGUCCAGCCUUGAAGCCAUUCCCCAGCUGGCAGGCUCACAAUCUCCAGGAAGCCGAACCGGAAUUGGUUUCCCCUUUCCGUGUGCGAGCCGAUAGAUGCGGACGCCUGUGGGUGCUCGAUUCUAGGAUCUCCGGAGUCCUGGAGCAGACCAAGAUCUAUGGAGCAGCACAGCUGCUGGUCUACGAUCUGCACAAUGAUGAUUUGUUGAGACGACACGUUUUGCCCGCCGGUCAGUUGAAGCAGGGCUCUUUACUGGCCAAUCUGGCGGUGGAGGACUCCGACUGUGAGAACACCUUUGCCUACGCAGCCGAUUUGGGUAGUCCCGGCUUGGUGGUUUACUCAUGGAAGGAUGAGGAAUCGUGGCGUGUGCAGCAUCACUUCUUCCACCCAGAUCCAAUGGCCGGUAACUUCAGCAUCAAUGGCAUUGAGUUUCAAUGGGAUGAUGGUCUAUAUGGACUGGCUCUAUCGAAGCCCCUGGAGACGGGCUAUGCCACAUUGUACUUCCAUCCCCUCUGCUCCACUACGGAAUUCUCGGUGGAUACAUCGAUACUGCGUAACAAGACCCUGGCCACUUCGCCGAUGAUUUAUCGGGAAUUCAAGGUGCUGGGCUCCAGAGGACCGAACACCCAGGCUGGAGCCGAGUUCUUGGAUCCGGAUACCGGGGUCCUCUUCUACGCCCUGCCCAAUCUGAACGAAGUCGCCUGCUGGCGCACUGCCACAGACUUUAGCCACAGUUCCCAGAGCCGCAUCUACAUGAACAAUGAUACCUUGGUGUUCCCCAGUGACAUCAAGGUGGAUGAUCAGAAACGUCUAUGGGUCCUAUCCAAUCAGCUACCCGUCUUCAUCUACGAUGAACUGUACGCCGGCUCAAUUAACUUCCGUAUCCUGACUGCCAGUGUUAAGGAGGCCAUUGAGAAUACAGCCUGUGAAAUUAGAACUUCCCCUCUGCCUGAUGUAAUCAACAAACUGGGGGAUAUUCUAAAUACUAAUAUCAAACUGAAGUCCAAUUCGGCUCCUUCCCUCAGGAACCUUAGCUCCCUGAUUAUGAUUGGCUUCUGUUUGCUGAUGAGCUUUAGAAUCUAGAUUCCCAGAGCGGUACAAAAGUAUCUUGCGGGAAUGUUUUUCAGUAACAGAGAACUUGAAAUAAUUCUGUAAUUUUAGCAUUUUCACUGAUUUCUUAAAUGUACGAAAUAUUUUUAUUUGAGUGCAAUUGUAAUCUGUUAAGAUGUAGGCUUAGAAAACUUAAACGUUGUACGUGAAGUUGAUUAAAUGUAAGAAGUGUA